AUGCCGCUGGACAAGUCGCGCAUACAGGGCUUUGGCCACGACGGGGGCAAAAGCACAGAGAAGGACAGCUGGUUCGGCCAGGACUCCAAGGAGUGGAAGUGUCCCAAGGGCCAUGUCUUGACGCCGUGGUGUGCCAAGCCGGGCUGGUGCGAUGGCUGCGGUUCGAAGAUCAACACCGGAGACCCCGUCAUGGACUGCAGGCAGUGCAACUACUACCUCUGCAGGACCUGCGCACCGGAAGAGGCAGAAUCUUCUUCAUUGUGGGGGUCGAUCCCCUCCUUCGCAGACAUGGGGGCCCACCCUGCUGUGAGCAGUGCUCUCGACAACGUCGCACUCAGCAUUGGGGACGUCCUCGAUGCUGCAACGCAGGACCUGAGCGAGAUGGCCGGGGACCUGAAGUCCUUCGUGGCUUCUGCCGUGGGUUUGGAGGAGGAGCCUGACGAAGAGCAGAAGGCCGAGGCGGCAAGCAAGAAGGUCCUGGAGGCCGUCUCGCCGAGGUCGAGGCAGGAGGCGGUGGGCGCCAUCUCGGACUUCUGCCAGAAGUACCCAGCGGCACGGGUGCGGCCCACGACGCAGGAGUUGGAGAAGCUGUGGACAGCCAUCGGUGGCUUGAAGCCCGUGGCGCUGAACAGUGCCUUCUACGACGAGCUUAGCUUCUCCAACGGCGACACGUCCUGGCAGCCACGUCUAAGAGUGCUCUUUGCAUUGGAGUUCCUCUUUCGAAAGGAUGGCCCGGGCAAGGAGGUGGCGAUCAGCGUCUUCCACCAGGCACGGAGCCUCAUCGUCCACUUGACCGAGGUCCAGCAGUGUGCCGAGAAGGCCAAGGAGGUCAUCCGCCUCUUCAGCCGGAAGGAGGAGGCGCCGGAGGAGGCCAAGGAUGCGAAGGAUGCGAAGGACGGGAAGGCGAAGGCGAAGGCGAAGCCCGCUGUGGCACCGGAAGCUGAUCUUCUGGAUAUGUCAGCACCAGUCGCCACCGUUCCCUCGGCCGCCGCCCCAGCAGCGGCGCCCGCAGCGCGCGCGGCGCCGGCGGAUCUGGAUCUGCUGGGCGAGCUCCAGAGCCCGGCGCCGGUGGCGGUGCCUCCUCCAGCUCCGGCGAUGACCGCUUUGGCGCCGCCGGCGCCGGCGCCGGCCGCGGCAUCUGCGAGCACCAGCGGCACCAGUGCACCGGGUGCGGCCGCACCGUCGCCGCUGUCGCCCUCGGCAGCGCUGGCCUUGGCCUUGUCCUCUGCUCCGAUGGCCCCGACGGCGACGCUGCCGCAGGACUUGGACCUACUCGCGGCGCCCGCGGCGGCAGCUCCUGCGGCAAGGCCUGCUUCUGGCCUUCCCUUUGCUGGCCUGGGCAUCGGUGCACCAGCCGCCCCUGCCGCCCCUCCUACAGGGAUGGGCCUCCCGGGCCUGGGCAACGCGAACUACGCGAACGCGGCCAAGGCAGCUCCGCGAGUGCCCCCGCCUUUUGCCAGUCGAGGCAAGGUGGGCCAUCCCUACAUGCCAAUCCCUGCGUCCCUGGACAGUCCUUCGCAGCCGCCCCCAGUGGAUCAAUUUGCUUUCGUUUCCGACAUCACGGGCAUUGGUGACCUGGCAAAGCCGGCAAAGUAG
Molecule: messenger RNA, 1596 nt
Organism: Symbiodinium sp. CCMP2456
Lineage: Eukaryota; Dinophyceae; Suessiales; Symbiodiniaceae
Source: the annotation of a GenBank genome assembly